AUGAGGAAAACAUUGACCGUCAAUCAAGUUCAACCACGCAUUAGAGGAUGGACAGUCGUCAUACAAGUCAUUGAACGAGGUCAUAUCCUUGUAAGCCAAAAAGAUACUUCCGUCUCUUACCGCAGGUUCCUUUUCUGUGAUGCUGAGGGCACUAAUGUUUCAGUCUUUGCUUAUAACAAUAACAUAAGGGCCGGUGCUAAUCUCUUGAUCCCAUUCAAGAUAUAUCGUAUCUCUGGUGCCAGUCUAAAGAAAGUUGAUGACAGAUAUAGGGUGGGACCAUAUGACUUUUCUUGGACCAUCAACAACAAUACCCUCAUUCAGCCUUGUGAUGAUGUUGUCCCGACCCACCUCUAUUGCCAUAUGGACACUGAAAGAUUCGCAAACUUACACCGCUACGCGGACUCGGAAAACUUACAGAGUAAGUGUAUUAAUCUGUUGUAA
Messenger RNA from Striga hermonthica, 441 nucleotides. The record is from the annotation of a GenBank genome assembly. NCBI's taxonomy places the organism in Eukaryota, Viridiplantae, Streptophyta, Magnoliopsida, Lamiales, Orobanchaceae.